GUGCUAUGAUGAAGAUGACAGAAGCAAUGGAUGGUUGGUGCCGUUGAAAUCUGUUUAUGAGGGGACAGAUUGGAACAUUUUGCUUCAGUGGCAAAGGGGACCUGUUCCAUCAUUUGCUAGUGCACCGGUACCCAGAAAUAAAAGUGAGUACACUGGACAGAAUUCGCAGAGCUUCAGAGCUGGACCUGCACAGUCUCAGAAUAGUAUGGCACAAGGAAGUAACCGGGAAUGCCCAAAGAACAAGCAAGUUAGUGGAAAUCUGGGCAGUAGGGCCCAAUCCUCUUCAGUUGUCCCACCCGACAGGAUGGCACCUAGAGGAUCUACUUCUAAUACCGGUGGAGGAGCAAAUCGCCUCUAUGCAAUCACCAGUCGCCACGAGCAAAAGAACUCUCUGAAUGUUGUCACUGAGGAAGGAGCAAAAACAACAAUGGCCGAUCCAGUAAUUGGUGCUACUGUUCAAGUUGUGCUUGACAAGCUGCUUUCUCUCACUAUUGAGAAAUAUUUGGAUCUACGUACGAAACUCCGAGAUGAACUAGGAGGAAAAAGAUAUUUGCUUGUCUUAGAUGAUUUGUGGCGUGUUGACCUUCCAGUGUGGGAUGAGUUCAUGGACAGCUUGAGAGGAAUAAACACUUCCAGAGGAAACUGCAUUCUUGUGACGACUCGUACGAAACUGGUGGCAUCCACAGUAGCAGCAGUAGGUCCUCAUAUGUUGGAAAAAUUAGCAAAAGAUCAUUCUUGGUCGAUUUUCAAACAAAGAGCAUUUGUUGAUGGGGAAGUUCCGGAGGAAAUACUGAGUGUGGAGAACAGGAUUGCUGAAAUGUGUCAAGGUCUACCGUUGGCAGCAAGUGUUUUGGGAGGUCUCUUCCGCAACAAGGAGAAACAUGAAUGGUGGGCAAUUCUUGAUGGAAACCCCCUUGUUGCAGAUGAAAAUAGCUUGAAGAAAAUCCUAAAACUCAGCUAUGUUAAUCUACCAUCUCCAUAUCUAAAAAAAUGUUUUGCUUACUUUGCAAUGUUUCCAAAAGAUUUUAAGUUUGAAAAGGACAAACUAAUCCAACUCUGGAUGGCAGAAGGGUUUCUUCGUCCAAGUCAAGAGAUUCCUGUUAUGGAAGACGUCGGGAACAAGUUUUUUCAAAUACUGUUGCAAUAUUCCUUGCUGCAAGAUGUUGAGCUAGAUGAGCACAACAAUACAACACGAUGUAAGAUGCAUGAUCUUGUGCACGAUUUGGCUGGAGAUACAUUAAAAUCUAAACUAUUUGAUACGGAAAGUGUUGGAGGUAAAAAUCUUUCUCAAGUUCGAUACUUUGGAUGGGACUCACCAACUGAUCAGAUAGAUAAGAUAAACGAGCCAGGACUUUUGUGCACAUUGUUCUGGAAAAGCAAUAUAUCUGAUGAUGUGCUAUUGAGCUUUCAGUUCUUGAGAGUUUUAAAUUUGUCCGGAUCAGGCAUCAAGGAGUUGUCAGCCUCAAUCGGCAAGCUAAUAUACUUGAGAUAUCUUGAUCUCUCCAACACUAAGAUCGUAGCCUUGCCCAACUCCAUUUGCAAGCUCUACAAUUUGCAAACAUUUAGAGUCAAUGACUGUCGUUCACUCAGGAAGCUUCCAGAAGAAAUGGCAAAUAUGAUAAGUUUGAGACACAUAUGUUGGUACGAUCGUUAUGGAUCAGAUAUGCAGACGCCACUUAAUAUGGGGCAAUUGACUAGUCUUCAGACGCUACAGUUUUUCUACGUAGGUUCAGAGAAAGGUCAUCGGAUAGAAGAAUUAGGUCGUUUGAAAAACCUUAGAGGUGAAUUGAAGAUCAAACAUCUCCAAUUAGUUGGAAAUAAAGAAGAGGCUCAAACAGCAUAUUUACAGGAGAAACCAAAUAUCUACAAGCUGGCAUAUUUGUGGUCCCAUGAUGAAUCAGAAGGCUGUGAGAUCAAUGAUGAGCAUGUGUUGGAUGGUCUUCAACCGCAUCCUAACUUGAAAGCCUUAUCAGUAGUGGACUAUUUAGGGACUAAAUUUCCUUCAUGGUUCAGUGAAGAGUUGCUACCAAAUUUGGUCAAGUUGAAAUUAAGUGGUUGCAAAAGGUGCAAAGAAAUUCCAUCCCUUGGCCAACUGAAAUUCCUUCAGCAUCUUGAGCUGGUAGGAUUCCAUGAGUUGGAAUGCAUUGGACCUGAUUUAUAUGGUGUUGAGAUUAGCAAUAAUGGAUCAAGCAGCAUUAUCCAAGUGUUCCCGUCACUGAGAAAACUAGUAUUGGAGGAUAUGUGUAGCCUUAUUGAGUGGAAGGGCGAUGAAGUUGGAGUAAGAAUGUUUCCUAGGCUUGAGAAGUUGAGCAUUAGUGUAUGUCCAUUGUUAAAAAGUACUCUAAGUCAAUUUGAAAUCCUGCGUGAAUUAAGUAUUGAAGGAGUUGACAGUGAAAUGCCACUGUUGAACUUGUGCAGCAACUUGACAUCUCUUGUGAAUCUUGAUGUUUGUAAUGUGAAAGAGCUCACUUGUCUUCCAGAUGAGAUGCUACGCAACAACGUUUCUCUUCAAUACCUAUCAGUCUCAUACUGCGGAGAGUUUCGUGAAUUGCCACGAAGCUUGUACAAUGUCCAUUCUCUUAAGAGAUUACGAAUAUCCUGCUGCGCCAAUUUCAGUUCUUUUCCUGUUCCCUGUGGAGAGAACUAUUUGACUAACCUCCAAAGUUUGGUUUUAUUCGAUUGUUAUGGAUUGACCAGCUUACCAAGUGGAAUGCUAGAGCAUUGUCGGUCUCUGGAAGAUUUUAAUGUCCGCAAUUGUAACAACUUAGUUUCAUUGCCUUUACACGUGUGGGAAAUGCCUUCACUUUCCUAUUUGGGUUUAUCAGAUUGUCCCAAAUUGAUUAGUGUACCCGCAGGGGGCCUUCACUGUCUCACCGGGUUAAGGACAUUGAAAAUUGGUCCUUUCUCAGAGAUGGUGGAUUUUGAGGCAUUCCAAUUGAUUUUUAAUGGCAUUCAGCAGCUAUCGUCCCUUCGUACAUUGGAGGUAUACGGACGUACGGAUUGGGAUUCUCUGCCCCAUCAGCUUAUGCAACUCUCUGCCCUAACAGAGAUCGGAAUACAUGAUUUCGGAAUCGAGGCUCUUCCUCAUAGACUUGGCAACCUUACUUCUCUUGUAACAUUAUAUCUGGUGAGAUGCAAAUGGCUACAACAUGUGGACUUCUCAGAUGCCAUGCCCAAAUUACGGUAUCUGGAGAUCCGUGAUUGUCCAUUGUUAGAAGCUCUGUCGGAUGGGCUCGGCAACCUUGUUUCUUUGCAAGAGAUACGUUUAUGGAACUGCAAAAAACUGGAGCAUCUGCCAUCCAGAGAUGCCAUGCAACUCCUCACUAAAUUAUGGAACCUGCAAAUUAGUGCCUGCCCACACUUAGAUAAAAUCAGUGAUACAUCAUUCAAUGAAUGUGUGGUUCAUAGAGUCGUCAACUGGAGAAAAUUGAAGAAAUUUGUCGUCAAAGGCCAGAAAGUACGAAGUUUCACCAAAUAA
This is a messenger RNA of Solanum verrucosum, 3478 nucleotides long. Its product is annotated as putative disease resistance protein RGA3. Gene Ontology annotation, molecular function: protein binding; ADP binding. The transcript has 9 exons. The annotation marks the transcript as partial. The record is from RefSeq and is a predicted model, not a curated record. NCBI's taxonomy places the organism in Eukaryota, Viridiplantae, Streptophyta, Magnoliopsida, Solanales, Solanaceae. Gene Ontology annotation, biological process: defense response to other organism.